This is a messenger RNA of Bombyx mandarina (wild silkworm), 1618 nucleotides long. RefSeq lists its product as uncharacterized. Gene Ontology annotation, molecular function: RNA polymerase II cis-regulatory region sequence-specific DNA binding; DNA-binding transcription factor activity, RNA polymerase II-specific. Gene Ontology annotation, biological process: regulation of transcription by RNA polymerase II; cell differentiation. NCBI's taxonomy places the organism in Eukaryota, Metazoa, Arthropoda, Insecta, Lepidoptera, Bombycidae. The record is from RefSeq and is a predicted model, not a curated record. Gene Ontology annotation, cellular component: nucleus.
AUCGGUGUGUUAACAGUCCGCUGGCUGUCAUUUGAUUUCGACAUUCACGCACCGUCCGCGUUUGCAACACCACGCAACAUAGCUGUGGUAAACGGUUUUUUCGCGCCAUAAACUGUUAAUAUUGUUUUAUUUGUGUGUUUAAUUGUGUUUUUGUGCAAGGAUUUUUCUCUUAAGGUUCACACGAUGCCUCAAACGGCGGAACCAAACCCCUAGUUGAGAACAAUGUGUACACCGGCGGGAAACUGAUAGGCACAACACAUGACCUCCGAAACAGAACGAGAGGAAAUGCAAACUGUAAUCACGUACACUACACCUGACUUAGACCAGGCGGAGAGCAAACUAGACUACGACUUUUGUCCGAGCAAUGAAAGACUGACUCCGGAAAUCGAAGAGAAAAUCAACAUCGAAGACGACAAAGACGAGGAACUAAUCAUAGACGACAGCGACUCGCAAGAGAGAACGAACAAUAAUGAAGUAACGGAAACUCAAAGGGAGGAAGCUCAUGAACCGUCCUGGCAUCCGCACGUCUACGGGAAACCACCGAAGAAACCCACACCGCACACUAUCGAGUAUAUAUUAGGCUUGCAGGACCAAGAGAAACACGUUACACAAUUGAUUAACGUUAAAAGGAAUUUUGAAACGAAAUCAGCGAAAAACAUUCAAAUACAGACUGACGAGAGACGUUUUAAUGUGCACAAGAAUAAGUUACACGAGCAACUCCUGCAGAGGAGUGUCAGGACUAGUGAGAGUGAGUUAGACGGGAAAGUGUUCGCCUAUAGGAGCGAGGAGCCAUUGAACUUGUCCGUGAAGCCCAAGGACUGGAGUGGAGAUGACGAGAAAACCUAUAAAGAUUCAUCAAAGCUGAUAAAAAGGAAGAAGUCAACUGAUGAUGUGCGUUCUCCCCUCGGAGGUGAGGGCUCGCUCACCAGCGAGGAGGGCGAAGAUCAAGUCGGGAGACGGAAGAAAGCUCGCACAACCUUCACCGGACGACAGAUCUUCGAAUUGGAGAAGCUGUUUGAAGUGAAGAAGUAUUUGUCUUCAGGCGAGAGAGCUGACAUGGCGAAACUUUUAAAUGUUACCGAAACCCAGGUCAAGAUCUGGUUCCAGAACAGAAGAACGAAAUGGAAGAAGAAAGACAACGUAACGAACGCCGAAGUCGCCGAAAUAAAACAGCAGAACAAACCAGACGACAGAAAGACGGAGGAGAAAGACGCCGCCGCCGUCGACAUGUCCAAAAAGACUUGCGCGAAACUCACCGAGAAACUCAAGAGCAUCAAAACAGUGGAAGUGAGGCCGAGGAAAGCGGAAAAGGGUGUGCUAUUAGAAACAUUAUGUGAUAACGAUAUCGAGAGUAGAAUAACGAUAACUAAAAUAACGAAUAAAUUAUCGAGCACUGACCUCUCGGGCGGAGGGGGCGUCUCCGUGAAGAGCUUUAGCCCCGACGAGGUCAGUGAGAUGAGCUUCGACAGCAUCAGUCGAGACGUCGAGAUGUAGUCGUGACUCGGGAUGUCCGGUGUGCUUAGAGCGAGCUUUUUAACGUUCUCUUUUUUUCCUGCCUAUUCUGAUAGCCUUGAGAGGCUAUUUCAGCUUCACCCUAACAUGUAGGUGAGCUCACGGG